AUGACAUCGUCCACAGAGAGGAAGAGCAACCCCGACCGGGCAUCCCAGAAAUCAUCGUCGUCGCCAGACGCCGAAGCUGCGCAGCCCUCGAAAGGAGACGAUGUCUAUCCCGCCGAUGCCUUCUCCCUGCCACGGCGGAUUCUAUUCAUCGCCACUGUGUGUAUGUCCAUGUACAUCAACCAGCUGUGCUUGUGCAACAUCCUAACCACGCUCCACAUCAUCGGAGAUUCUUUUGGCAUCAGUAACCCCGGUACACUGUCAUGGCUUAUCGCUGGCUACAGCUUGACGAUUGGCACAUUCAUCCUCAUCAGUGGGCGCCUGGGUGAUGAGUUUGGCAAUAAGAAAAUGUUUGUGCUAGGUAUGGGCUGGCUGUCUUUGUGGAGCUUGGUGGCAGGACUUUCGGUCUAUUCCAACCAUGUGCUCUUCGUCUUUGCUCGCGUCUUUCAGGGCAUGGGUCCUGCCUUGACGUUGCCCAAUGCUCUCGGCAUCUUUGGCAAGUCUUUUUCCGAGGGCCCGCGAAACAUGGCCUUUGCAUGGUUCGCCGCAGCCGCACCAUUUGGCGCCAUGACCGGUCUCGUUUUUGGCUCUCUCUUUGCUAUGGCUUGGUGGCCAUGGACCUUCUGGAGCCAGGCUAUUGGUGUGGCUUUCGUUACUGGCUUUGCUGCCUGGACAAUCCCAGACUUGCCUCGAGAAAAGGAGGAGAUACGGCCGCUCCGUCAGAAAUUGGACCGGCUGGAUCUUCCUGGGGGUGCAGCUGGCGUGAUGGCUCUGGUCUUGUUCAACUUCGCAUGGAACCAAGCCGUGGUUGUGACUUGGCGGGAGCCCUACGUCUAUGUGUGCCUGAUCCUCAGUUUCGUUUUCGGGACACUGUUCUUCUACAUUGAAAUUCACCAAGCCCGCUAUCCGAUUCUGCCCGUCGCUGCCUUUACUUCGGACAUCAGCUUCGUUUUCGCAUGCACGGCGGCAGGCUGGGCAACCUUUGGCAUAUGGCUCUUCUACGCCGUGCGAGUAGCCCUUGACAUAGGCGGCCAAACUCCUAUUCAAGUGGCAGCGUGGUUUACUCCCAUUCUUGUUACCGGAGUCGCUUCAGCCUUGGCUGUUGGCAAAAUCAUCGGCAAGGUUCCUGCCUCGUAUAUUAUGGCAGUCGGACAGCUUGCGUUUUUGGUCACAUCGAUUAUCAUGGCCUUCAGGCCUCCAGACUCGAUUUAUUGGACCUACUUCUUCUUCGGAACCAUCAUCGCCAAUAUCGGAAUGGAUACAUCAUUGCCUGCUGCCAUAAUGAUUUUCGCAUCCACAGUGCCCCGGCAAUAUCAGGGCAUGGGAGCCAGUAUAGUCAUGACCAUCGUCAACUACAGCAUAUCACUUGGUCUGGGUUUUGCUGGUACUAUCGAAACCAACAUCAAUCAUGGUGGACAUACCCAAGCAGACUUACUCUACGGUUAUCGGGGUGCUCUGUGGUUUUCCGUCGGCUUGACGGGGCUCGGAACUGUUCUCAGUCUCAUAUUCCUGCUCAAAAAUCACCGGAAAAUGAUGUCGAAUGGGGAAUAA
Molecule: messenger RNA, 1548 nt
Organism: Capronia epimyces CBS 606.96
Lineage: Eukaryota; Fungi; Ascomycota; Eurotiomycetes; Chaetothyriales; Herpotrichiellaceae
Exons: 3
Coding region: 1-1548 (515 amino acids)
Biological process (GO): transmembrane transport
Cellular component (GO): membrane
Molecular function (GO): transmembrane transporter activity
Source: RefSeq, a predicted model, not a curated record